AAUAUUGCAGAGAAUCAUCACUUGUCGAACCAUUCCAAAUUUUACAAGACUUACAUAAUUCCAAUAUUUCCGCUUGUGACAUUAAUCAAAUUAUGUCACCAAUUCGUAAACUAACUAUACAACUAUGUGAUUUAUCACCCGUGUAUUUAAUCCACCUAUUAUCAUUAUACAUUACUACAUUAGAAGAAAUGAUUUUGGACGUAAUUUUAGAAAGAGCACCUUUGCAAUUAGAAGAUUUGAGAAGAUUGGUGAAAAAUAAUAAGAAACUUAAAAAAUUAAAGUUAUAUACUAACUACAGUGAAAGAUGUCUCGAGGGUGAAACUUUAAAAUAUUUUGCAGAUGGUGCUGAAUUGCCCGUUGCUCAAUAUCG
This is a messenger RNA of Racocetra fulgida, 370 nucleotides long. The record is from the annotation of a GenBank genome assembly. NCBI's taxonomy places the organism in Eukaryota, Fungi, Glomeromycota, Glomeromycetes, Diversisporales, Gigasporaceae.